This is a messenger RNA of Diaporthe amygdali, 1995 nucleotides long. RefSeq names its product mediator of rna polymerase ii transcription subunit 17. The transcript has 2 exons. Bases 1 to 1995 code for a protein of 664 amino acids. Gene Ontology annotation, biological process: regulation of transcription by RNA polymerase II. The record is from RefSeq and is a predicted model, not a curated record. Lineage: Eukaryota; Fungi; Ascomycota; Sordariomycetes; Diaporthales; Diaporthaceae. Gene Ontology annotation, molecular function: transcription coregulator activity. Gene Ontology annotation, cellular component: mediator complex; core mediator complex.
AUGGCAUCAAACCCAGCCCAGGCUUUCGUGCUCAGGCCGGUGCCCCAAAGUGAUCGCAGGCCUAAAAACCUGGGUGAAUUCAUCGCACGCGUAAAUGCCGACCGCGGAUUUCGAAAUGUUACAGAGGAAAGCCUACGCAAAGACAUGGAGGCGGAGGCAGAGGCGAAUGGCAUGCUAGAAUCGAAAGAGGUCGACAUGGUCAAAGGCGAGGGUGAGGAUGGAGAUGGGGACGGAGCCAAUGGUGAGGACGACGAAGACGCAGAUCAAGUUGGAAUGGAGGACUUGCACCAAGCAAUAGGAGACGUGCGACUUCACGCCGAGGCCGCGCACCAAAAUGCCAUGCUCGCACUCGACUUUGUCUCCUUGCUGAUCACCAAGGAGAACCCAAGGCCAGCCCAAGACACAGUGUCCCCAGCCCUUCGAGAUCUCGUCGGCAUUGGCAGCUUAGGCGCGGACAAACUAGCUGCUUCGAACAUCACACCACAACGCCUGCUGGAUAAUAAGCUGGUAGCCACGGGUUGGAAGUUUGCAGACAUUGAUAGGACGGUCAACUCCGUGCUCACAUCCGCCUCUCGACUGCAGAAAGAGAUCAGUGUUGAGACUAAAUAUUGGGCCGAGGUCCUCGCAGUCAGUGAGAAAGGCUGGUCUGUCACUCGUGUUCCCAACGAGCCAGAGACUCUUGGUGUCCGAUAUGGUUUCUCGGAGGCUGCGCCCGGCUUUCGAAAUACAAGCCUUGCGCCCAUGAGACGAGGCGACGAUGGCACUGUCGAUCUGGACUGUGGGAAGAUGCUCGGCGAGUCGCAGCGCUUACUGGUCACCAUCGAGAAGAACCGUCGAAUAGUCGGGCGCUCUGCGCUCCCAAGGCCGCUUCCACAAGAUGCUCCGUUGGAAGAGAGAGUCCUAGAAGCCCGAAAUACCAUAUUCGCGCAGGAAUUGUGGCAUGAGAUGAAUCGCGAGGGUCGCUUGCUACAGUCUUACGGCGUUCGUCUCGAAGAUGAGGCGCUCUCCUACACUCUGGAAGAUAACCUCCGGAUCGUGUUCAGCUUACAGCCACUCGAACAAGCCGUCGAGGAGGGCGCGUCGGAGACCCUCCCAGAAGAUUAUCGCGCCGAGUCUCUGAGCUCGGCUCUACAUCAGUUGUUGACUUAUGCGCAUCGCAUCAACAACCAGAGGCGCUCCCGUCCAGAUUCCAAAAACAGAGACCAGUCCACAACAAUGCCGCCGUACCCCCUCUUGCGUCCUGUACUCGCGAAUCUUCAGCAUGAAACAUCGAUAGCAGAUGCCACGGGCUUCAUUUCGGAUUUGUCGACCAUUUUGCAUUCUGCAGGAAUCUCCACAGUGAAUUUCAAACUGACCGAACCGCCAAUCUCCCUGGAUCUGGUCUCAACCCAUGGUUCUCCAUCAGAGGCCCUUAUCCAAGCCCUAUUUGGGCCCUUAGAGCUUCAGUACGAGCUCAAUAUCACACCAGAGUCACGACUUCUUGUUCACUGCAAAACGGUCAUGGGCAAUGUCAUCGCGACAACUUAUCACGUUUCCCUUCUACCGCCGGCGCAGGGAGGCACGAAUCCUCUGUCCACAGCAUAUCACCCAGUCCACCUUCACGGCGAGGGAUAUACACUACGUGAUCUCAAAUACUACCUGCAACAGGCCGUCGCGCGCGUCCUAGUCGAUCGUGCCAGCAGCAUUGUGCUGACUGCCAGAGCACCGUCGCCGAGCGACGAGGACGAGCUACCAAUUGUGUGGGCGAAGCACAUCAGCGGGGUGGCCCUCGAGAAUAGCAACGACAGCAGGGAACAGUUGCGCUUUGAAGUCAUUCUCUCCGAGCUUGGCCACCCCGAAUUGCACCUCUUUGGGAGCUGGGUGGUCGACCAGCCGAAGCCCGCAACUAGGACUUGGACUUGGACGGUCGGCGACGUGAAGCAGGGUCUGAAGAAGGAGAGCAUCGAGCAGGUUCUACGUAAUGUCGUAGCUCGCGUGGCUCAGCCUCAGCCUUGA